This is a messenger RNA of Phragmites australis (common reed), 1764 nucleotides long. Its product is annotated as pentatricopeptide repeat-containing protein At1g77360, mitochondrial-like. Gene Ontology annotation, molecular function: protein binding. The record is from RefSeq and is a predicted model, not a curated record. Lineage: Eukaryota; Viridiplantae; Streptophyta; Magnoliopsida; Poales; Poaceae. The transcript has a single exon. The coding region runs from base 80 to 1543 and encodes 487 amino acids.
GACUCACGGACACAAACACAACAAAACCCCCACCUUUGCUGCCUCUCCCCGAUCCCACCGACCACCGAACCCCGCCGCGAUGUCCGACCACCGGGCGAAGAGGCCGUCCGACGCUGCAACCUCCCCGGCAGCGAAGCGCGCCCGCGACCCGUCGGCCCCGGCGUUCCCCACCUACAAGGACGCGCUCGACCUACCCCCUAAGAUCCGCCUCCUCUGCGAGAUCCUGGGCUCCGCCGCCCCCGACGUGGACGCCGCGCUCGACGACGCCGACGUCCGCGUCACCACCGCCGACGUCGAGCAGGUCCUCCGCUUCUCCUACGCGCAUCCGCGCGCGGCCGUCGCCUUCUUCCGCUGGGCGGGCCACCGGCACCUCGGCCACAACCACUCCCCCUACUCAUGGAACCUCGUCGUCGACAUCCUCGGCAAAAACCGCCUCUUCGAUCCCAUGUGGGAAACCGUCGGCUCCAUGCAUUCCCAGCGCCUGCUCUCUCUCGCCACCUUCGCCUCCGUGUUCUCCUCCAUGGCGGCCUGCCCCGGCAGCUCCCCGCUCAAAGCGUUUGUGGAGAUGCCGCGCUACGGCAUGGAACGCAACACGCCCGCGCUCAACUCGCUCCUCUCCGCGCUCUGCCGCGCCAACCGCCUCGACGACGCCCGCGCCGCGAUCCCAGUGGCGCGCGCCGAGGCCGGCACUCGCCCGGACGCUGAUUCCUACGCCAUCCUCCUUGAGGGCUGUGAGGCUGCCGCUGACCCGCGGGUUGCACGCGAGGUGUUCGACGAAAUGGUGCGCGCCAUCGGCUUUGAUCCAGCCAACGUGCCUGCCUAUGACUCCUUCCUCACUACGCUUGUUUCAAGUGGCCCCUCCACGGCGUUACCGGAAGCAAUGGAGUAUCUGGUUGUCUUAAGCCACCACGGGUGUUCACCGGGAGAGAAGUUCUUCCGUGCUGCUCUCGCCGCACACCUUGAGGCGCGUGAAUUGCAUGGUGCAAUGAUGCUUUGGAAUGACUUUGUCGGAUGUCGGGGGUUCGUCCCAGAUAUGGAAAUGUACAAUACAAUGAUCAUGCUGCAGGGCACUCUCGGGCAUGCCGAGGUUAUAGUGGAGUAUCUGGACGACAUGGCCUUCAAUGGAGUGUUCCCUGAUGCUGACACAUACAAUGUAGUCCUCCAGUUUUUGCUCAAGGGGAGGAAGCUCCGGGAGGCAGCGGCGAUCUUUAGCGAGAUGGUCAAGAAUGAGUGUUGGCCAAAUGAGGCAAACUGUACACUUUCACUUCGCAUGUUCUUGGAUACACGUGAUUGGGAGAUGGGGAUCAAGGUGUGGAACUGCAUGGUAGCGAAUAACCUGCCUCCACUGGAGGAGAGUGGGAACAUGCUUGUAUCAAAGCUGAAGGAUGAUAGACUACCUGAGGCGUGCAAGUUUGCAGAAGACAUGAUCGAUCGGGGUAUCAAGUUAAGCUCGUCAACGCUGUCGAAGCUGAAGCAGUGCCUGCAGAAGAUUAAGAAAGGAGAGAUCCACGAUCACCUACUUAGGAAAUGGAAGGCACACUAGUCUGUUGAGCUCUCUUAUAUGGGUCAACAGGAUUGGAGACAAGUGAGAUCGUUUCUUCACAGCUUCAUGGUGACUUUUUUGCAGCGAGCGCUUAUCUGUGGAAGUUUAUUUCCAGUGCAAUUUCUAAAAUUUAGGUGUACUGUGUACAAUGUAACAUACCAUGUGAGGAUGUUUAGUAUCUUAAGACUUCAACCUCCUAACAUGUCCUCUCUUUUGGUGCA